Molecule: messenger RNA, 1125 nt
Organism: Alternaria novae-zelandiae
Lineage: Eukaryota; Fungi; Ascomycota; Dothideomycetes; Pleosporales; Pleosporaceae
Exons: 1
Coding region: 1-1125 (374 amino acids)
Source: RefSeq, a predicted model, not a curated record
AUGUCGCCCAUUGCUCCUGGCCAGCUCCCGGCCGAGCUUGUCAACCUUCUCGCGUUACACUCUUCCUUCCUGACCGCGCUGUCGCUGCACUACGCCCACAAUGGCACUUCAACGCCUGCCGAUCUUCGAGACCUAAUUGCAUCGACGACAUUGGUCUGGCGGCAACGUAAAGUCACGUACGAUGACAUCCGACUCCUCAUCGGCAUCCUCGACCAUGGCCCUUCCGGCAACAACAACCCCUACUACCUAUCAGACUAUGGCCGCGGCAAGGUCUGCAUCGAGAUCAAGGACAGCAGCCCGAUGAUGAACGGCAUGACACACAUGAACGAAGAGGGAUUGCAAGAUAUGUUCAAAGAAGGCCUGGACACGCUAUGGACGCAAUGGUGCACCUCGCAGAAGAUGAUGAGCCGACCAAUUGCGGUGCCCAAGCGUGGACGGGGACGCCCAAAGAAGGCCGAUAUCAAGCAGGCAUGCAUGGACACGUUUCUCGACGAUACUUCCAUGUCCAAAUUCCUGAGCCAGCUUCCUCUCGCCGAAGUCACCACAUGCGAGUCCCUCACCGCACUCGCGCCAGCACAAGAGAAGGGACGCAAGAGGUUGAGGGAGUUCAAGGAGAGUGUGCAGCAAGGCCGUGCACAGAAGAAGACGAGACCCUCUGUCGGAAAGGAGAACGAGACGCCCAUGGGCCAGAACCAACAAGCUCAGCCCGCCCAACCCAAGAUCACCGAAUUUGCUGCCGUCCGCAAGACCAAUCUCCUCGACCGUAUUCUCGCAAAGCAGGAAGCUGCAAAGGCUGGCCCCGCAGCGCCGACACCUGCCGAACUCCAGCGAAAGGCAGCUUUACAACGCACUCCAGAGGUCAUUGGUGUACUCUCCCUACUGUGCGCGAACAGGCCCGGAUCGCGCGUUUCCUUCUCCACAACCACCCUUCUGCAGGCAAUCCAAGGCUCUAUCCGAUCACCAAUUUCGAAAGACGAGGCGAUGAAGUGUGUUGAGGUUUUGGCCAGCGAAGUUGCUCCAGGAUACGUGUCAGUCGUCAGCAUGGGCAGUAUUUCCAGUGUUGUCAUCAACCAGACGAUGAGGCCCACGGACAUCAAGAGCAGGCUUAUCGCGCUGGGCGCAUGA